ACACCUAACUUCCGGCCAAUCUCUCCCUGUCUCUCGCUCAUUCCCACACACACACUUUCUCUCUCUCACACACAUACACAAAUAUUAAACCGGUUUAGUGUCAGGGUAUGUGGACGGGUGAACGGGCUCCGGUUCACAGGAUUAGGACCCUUCCUACGGUGUGUGUGUGUGUGUGUGUGUUUGUGUGAGUGUGUGAGUGUGUGUCGGUUUUGCCGCGCGGCCCCUCCCGGUGUGCGGGGCUCCAACAUCUGAGAGUUUGAUCGGACUGACCGACAGGCAGCGGCGGGAGAGAGCAGCGGUGUUAGCCCGCACACAGGACAAAGAACCCAGGGGGGAGAAUCCGGAUUUUAACCUGGGAGGAGUGGAGGAAGAGAGGCGGAACAUGGACCGUGUGCUUGGGAUCGUCUUCACCGUCUUCGUGCUCGGUGAGGUCUCGGCCCGGGUGGUGAAGGUAUCUCCUGGCCCGCUGAUCAGGGUGGAGGGUCAGCCCGUCUCCAUCAGGUGUGACGUCAGUGAAUAUGAAGGACCGCGAGAACAGGACUUUGAGUGGGAGAUGUCCAGCAGCUCCAGCGGCUCCAGGAUAAAGAUCAUCUCCACCUUCGACGCAGCGUACUCCCACGCGUCCCUCAGCAAGCGCGUGGCGUCCGGAGACAUCUCCGUGGAGCGUCUGCAGGACAACCAGGUGGAGCUGAAGGUGGCCGAGGUGAAGUCCACGGACGCCGGCUUCUACUGGUGCCAGACGCCGAGCACGGACUCUGUGAUCAGCGGGAACUAUGAGGCGAAGGUCAAACUCAUCGUCAUCCCAAACACACUCAGAGUCUCCCCUCUGGCCCCGCCGCCUGUGGUCCCAGAAGGAAGUGACAUCAUCCUGUCGUGUAACGUGACCCGUGAGCUGACCCAGCCCACCUACCUGUCCGUCACCUGGUCGGUGAAGAGGGGGUCGACCUCCGAGGACAUCCUGGUGUUUGGACCUCAGGGAGACGUAGCGGUCGGGCCCAAGUACGCCCGCAGGUAUGCCGACGGAGGAAUCCGAUUGGUUCCUGGGAAGAACGGCGCGUUCGAGCUGGUGGUUACCAGGGCAACGCCAUCGGACGACGGGUUGUAUGAGUGUAACGGGACGGAGUGGACGCACGAGGACGGAGGACGCUGGGUGAAGAUCGUGCAGGGUGUGAGAGAGAUGGGGACGGUGGCGGUCACGCCCACAGGUCAGUCCCUCAGCGUGAAGAUCUCCCCCUCCUCCCCCUCUCUACUCCUCACACCAGGCAACACCCUCACCCUCCUUUGCUCCGUCGCCGCCGACAACCUCGCCGCCCUCUCUCUUGAGGUCACAUGGCUGGUGGACAAUCGCGACAUCAUCACCAUGGAUCACAGCGGUGUGGUGAUCUCCAACACCUCCGCUUCGUCCUCCCCGGCCGGGGGAGCACCAGGAAGGAGGGGGGAGUCCAGCCUGGAGCGCAUCCGAGUGGGGGACUACAGGCUGGGGGUGAGGGGGGUGAGCGCCGAGGACGGCGGAGUGUACGCCUGCAGGGUCAGAGCCUUUGUGGAGAAAGGAGGGCGGAGCUCCGGAGGAGGCGGGAGGUGGCACAUGGCGGCGGAGAAGACGUCGAGCGUGGUGACGGUGAAGGUGGCGCAGAUCAAGCCCAACUUCACCCUGACCCUUGACCCAGUCCUGACCCCCCUGGCAACCUCUGACCCCACAGAGCUGGCUUGUCAUGUAACCAACAUCACCCAUCUGCCCCGGGGCGGUCGGCUGGCGGUCACCUGGGAGCACACCUCACUGCCUGGUGUCACUCAGGACCUGCCCACCUCUCAUCUUAUUGGCUCUCUGGACGCCCAUGGCAACCUGAUUUCUGCAUCGUCACUCUCUGAGAAGAUGAAGAGCGGAGCGCUGACUCUGAGCAGAGGUCAACCAAACACCUUCACCCUGAGGAUCCUACAGACACAGGAGGUGGACAUGGGCCAGUAUGUGUGCUCUGUGUCAGCAUGGACUCUGACCAGUCAGGGAGACCUGAUGAAGAGUUCUGAGCAUCAGAGCUCAGCGCUGACUGUACGCUGGGCGACCAAACGUCCAACUCUGAACGUUGUGGCGAAGCCGGUCCGCGAGGCGUCGGCGGGUGGCGCUACCUUUGAGAUGAGUUGCACUGUGUCCACUGAGAACCUCAGGGAGGCGGGCUACUCUGUGCUCAUCCAAUCACAGGACAGCCUGCAGAGCACCGUGAGGACGAUCAUGACUCUGAGUCCUGACAGCGUGGUACAGCACGGAGGCGCCACAGACCCCGCCCGCAGGGACAGUCUGGUCCUGGUGAAGUCCGGUCCGGCAGAGUUCAGAUUCAGGCUGAAUGGCGUGCAGCUCUCUGAUAGGGCCUUUUAUUGGUGUGCCAUCACGGCGUGGACUAAACAGCAGUCCGGUCACACCUGGACCAAAGUCACGAGCGCCGAGUCCAACAAGGUCCGCAUCGACUUCCAGGAGAACGGCCCCUCCUUCGCCAUCGCCAUCCAAUCAGACGCCAGCACAGUGUACCCCUGGGAGACGGCCAAGAUGGAGUGUUCACUGAGCGUGUCAGGAUCAUCACCCAAGACAGAUGACCUAGCGUACGAGGUGCGUUGGUUUUUCACUCGUCUCCGUGGCGGUCAGACAACCACUCAAGUGGCGAGCGUGGACCGUUUCGGUGUGUUGAGGAAGGACGCUCGAAACUCAUCCAGCGACGUUUCCGUCGAACGUAAAGACACGCACACCUACCAGCUGAACAUCCACGGCACGCAGGACAGUGACAGUGGAGAGUAUCACUGCGUGGCCACGCCCUGGUACCUGUCGGCCUCCACAGGUGCAUGGACUCAGGCUGCAGAGCUGAUGUCAUCACGAGUCUUCCUCACCGUCAAGUUUGCAGUGUGGGAGUCUCUGAAGUUACCUCUGUUAUACGGUGUGUCAGCGUCAGUAGGUGUAGGUGUCUUCUCUCUGGUCCUCGGGCUCGUGUGUGCUCAGUGCUGCUGCAGAAACACGACACACACUCCUCGCUCUCGGAACAAGCUGAUGGACCUGGAGAUGGACUGACACACAGUCUCCCCUGCACACACACACUGCAGGAAGCACCACACACACCACAGACACACACCCGGCGACGAUUACUGGGACACACAGCUGUUUGCAGCUGACGGACGCUGGGACUAAACUCACUCAUCGUCGUGGUUACUCGGUGCUCAGGACUCUGCAGCGUGCAAAGCAGGGGAUUAACCAAUCAGAGCAGGGGGCUCAUGAUUAACCAAUAGGAACA
This is a messenger RNA of Labrus mixtus (cuckoo wrasse), 3272 nucleotides long. RefSeq names its product prostaglandin F2 receptor inhibitor b (gene ptgfrnb). The coding region runs from base 383 to 3052 and encodes 889 amino acids. The record is from RefSeq and is a predicted model, not a curated record. The transcript has 15 exons. Lineage: Eukaryota; Metazoa; Chordata; Actinopteri; Labriformes; Labridae.